AUGGGGACCACUGCCUCGAAGAAAUCAAAGGGGAAUUCGUCAAAAGUUAAGCCUCCUUCUGCUGCUGCUGCACCUCUGCGGAGUAAGGUUUUUGCGGCGAAGGCGCAUGCGGCUGUUUCCAUUUCCUCUUUUGAAAAACGUGUUCGCCGUUUUUACAUGCACCACAAACCGGAGAAACUUGAAACGGUGCCAAAUAUUAUUAACACGUGGAAGGGAUCUGAGGAAAUGCUGAUGCAGGCGCUGGUGGAGCGCUACGGGCCAGAGCCUACGGACGCCGCGAAUGCUCCGAUGCCGCCGCUCGAGCAGGCCUCCGCGGAAAAUGCAAAUGUGUGGGCGCCGCGUUUUGCGCGGCAUCUUCUGGCGUAUCGACCAGAAAAGUUGUUACGCCUCAGUAACAUGCUGGAUCGCGUGGAGGGCACUGACGCGGCGGCGCUGAUGGCACUUAUCGAGAAGUUGGGGCCUGAGCCGGAGGGACCGCUCCCCCAGUUUACGCCUGACAUCGUGCUUGUCAGUCCCAAUGAGGAGCUUCCCGAGGCAGUGCAGGAGGCGGCAGACCCACAGUCAGCCGUGGAGGCAGAGGCUGAGCUGCCUGUCGGGGAGACGGAGGUCAAUGUGGCGCCGACACACUCCUUCAAGCGCCGGUUGAGCAGCUUUCUUGGUGUACGGGCGCCUGAGAAGCUGCAUACACUGGGGGAGUACCUCUGUCAGUAUGCCGAGGACGAGGAGGGCCUGUUUGAGUUGCUGCGGGAGAAGCACGGCAGGGAUCCAACGGAGGGGGAAACGCAGGCAUAUUUUGUGCAGCGUCUUGAGGGGUUGUACGCGUGGCACGCACCAAGCAGGGUCGCCUUUGCGGCGAGCGAGAUUGCGGCACAGCACGGCACAGAGGAGGAAUACUUGCAGUCUGUGGCCAGAGAGCUCGGCACCGACCCCAUGAUGAUUCAACCUCAAACCGAGACGCAUGCGCAUCUUUUCGAGCAUGCUGACGUGGAGAAGGAUGAAGCCCCGCUGCACGGAGCAGACGGCGGUGAGCGGCAGAGCACACAUGUCCAGGAUGUGGACGUGAAAGCGGAGGUGCCGCAAGACGUUAAAAUUUUCCACCGCGAGGACCAUGGCGACGGCACGGCUGGUGCGCCACCUGAGAGCGCCGCUCUCCCCACCGUCAACGCGCCGGUCAGUAACGCUGAGCCACCUGCCGCUACCGCUCCAGCGCAGUUGGGGACGAUGUUAGGGGUGGAGGCCGACAUCAUGCAUGUGACUGGAACGUUUUGUCGCAUCGUGGAGGGGCAGCAGCAGCAGUUGACGGAACUUCAGGCGGGUAUUGACCGUAUCCGCAGCCUUAUGGAGGGGGAGUUUCAAGCGUUCUCACAGAAGGGCGUUUUGUUUUCUCCGGUGGCUGUGAGGGGGCUGACGGAACACGCCUCCAUGACUUCCCCCGACCCCUCACCAAGGAGCCCGUACAAGGCUUGCCGCCUCAACGAUACCAGCUGCGGUAUUAGCAAAAGCAUCUCGUUUGAUCGCCAUCUGCACCGUCAUGAGUCUGUUGAUAUGCUUCUCCCACCACCCCCAAUGUCUCGUCCAUUUCGUGCUGCCUCUUCAGGCGUUCGACAGCCCGCAGUAAGGGCCCCAUCGCUGUUUGCGUUUCGGUACCCGUCAUCCCCGCAACAGGUGCGGACACUCUCAGAAAUGCUGCUGGAGUAUGAGCGGGAACGUGAGAGCAUCCGUUUUGCAGAGAAACGGCUGCAAUCCUGCGGUGCGAUUCUGUAG
Messenger RNA from Trypanosoma rangeli, 1764 nucleotides. RefSeq lists its product as uncharacterized. The record is from RefSeq and is a predicted model, not a curated record. The transcript has a single exon. Bases 1 to 1764 code for a protein of 587 amino acids. Lineage: Eukaryota; Euglenozoa; Kinetoplastea; Trypanosomatida; Trypanosomatidae.